Molecule: messenger RNA, 1467 nt
Organism: Solea solea (common sole)
Lineage: Eukaryota; Metazoa; Chordata; Actinopteri; Pleuronectiformes; Soleidae
Gene: lurap1
Product: leucine rich adaptor protein 1
Exons: 3
Coding region: 1-930 (309 amino acids)
Biological process (GO): positive regulation of cytokine production; positive regulation of canonical NF-kappaB signal transduction
Source: RefSeq, a predicted model, not a curated record
AUGGAUGAAGGCGCUGCCUGCGAGACCAUCCCCGAUCUGAAAGACAUCGAGAUGAAAAUCGGCCGGAAGACCCCCGAGGGUUUGCUCAGGUGUCUGCGGGAAGAGGCUUCCUCUCUCCGGGGAGAUGCCAAGCUUGCGAGCGCGCACGACACCAGCAAGGUGACAGGGAAGAGGAGUUUGGAUGAAAAGAUCAGAAAACUGAGGAUGGAGAUGGCCCACUUGCGCUCUGUGGAUGUAAAGAUCUUGCAGCAGUUGCUGGCGGUGCAUGAAGGUAUAGAGGCGGUGAAGUGGCUGCUGGAGGAGCGCAGCACCCUGACCAGCCGCUGCAGCAGCCUCACCAGCAGCCAGUACAGCCUGGGUGAGGGCCCCGACACUUCCUGGAGAGGCUCCUGGAGCAGCCUGCAGGACCCCAAUGACAAGCUGGACAAUAUCUCCAUCGGCAGCUACCUGGACACCCUGGCAGACGACAUGGAUGAGUACUGCCCUUCCAGCUCAGAGUCGGUCAUCUGCACCACAACACCACUGGUUUCAGAGGCUGUUGUUGGGGGCUGGACAGGAGGAGGCCCUGUGGCCCCUGUCACAGCAGCUGGAAUAGUUGUUCCUAUCAACAAAUCUGAGGGCCCCAAGCUCGAUGCUACUGUUUGGACGAAGGCUGCAGAGACAGGCAAGGAAAGCCCUGUUUCUAAGGACAAUACUCAGGCACAAUCAAUCAAAGUAAAUGGCGUUGUGGAAAAGCCAGGAGCACAAACAGGUAGCCCGACCCACAUCAGCCUCUCUGAGAAACUGGGAACCAGCCAAAGCCCCAAACUCAAACCCUAUAAAAAUGGAAAGAUUGAAUUGGAUACUUGCAAAAUGAAUGGCAAACUACAUAUGGAGUAUGAUGCUCAUUGGCGAUGGGUGCAGUCCCAAGAAGAUGUGACGUUUUUGUAACAAGGAUAAUAAGUGAGGGAAGUAAAUUCAGUUGAUCACUUAGAGGAAGAGUGAACUGCUGUUGUAAAAGGCAGAUACUGAAGCUUCCUGUGGUGAAAGACACUGGGUUUGAAAGACAAAGACUUAUGUCUUUUUUUAAUAUUAUCUCUCCUGUGACUGCACUAACCUUCUAUCAAACAUUGAUGUCAGUAUUGAGAUGAAUGCACAUUACAGGAUUUUACCAUCGUCGGCCAAACAUGGCUGCCUCACACAAACUUAGAGGAAAAGUUUAAAAAUCCUGUGUCAUAGUUUUUCUCAGGGUCUUUCUUGGCAUUCCCUGAUUUUAAUUUAUUUUUUAUUUUAUUUUAUUUCCCUUUGAAAUGAAGCACAGCAAAAUAAUCUUCAGAGAAAGAGUUAACAUUGCAAUGUGGUAUGCUGUACAAACCAUUAACAAUUACUUUCUCUUAUUUGCUGAGAAAAAUAAGUUCCACACAAAUAAGAUUUCCACAAAAAAGAUUGCUAAUUAUUUUAUAAAGUUGCAGUUGCUUUAUAAUGUUG